Molecule: messenger RNA, 1497 nt
Organism: Myripristis murdjan (pinecone soldierfish)
Lineage: Eukaryota; Metazoa; Chordata; Actinopteri; Holocentriformes; Holocentridae
Exons: 2
Coding region: 231-1088 (285 amino acids)
Source: RefSeq, a predicted model, not a curated record
AAAGCACACCCACUUUGGCUGCCCCCCACGGUCGAGGCAAAUAUGGUCGGGAGGACCAGAGCAGACUAGACCCAGCCGCCCCCCACAAACCAGGUCCUGACGCAGAUUAGCCCUACGUAAUGUGGCAGUCUGGAUAGGGAUUGAAUGUGUCGUAAACUAGAGGCAAUCGUUGGAGAAGUGUCCCAUGGACUGUCACCAGAAACCGGAUUACAGUGGACAUAUCGACAACCAUGGCCUCUACGCCCUCCGCCUCUGCCCUGUCUGCUGUCGUCCGGUGUCGGGGGAAUAUCCUCACCAGGAACCCACCGACCAAGCGGCCUGCCGCCUCGGCGUACAGCCUCGGUCUGGCCGGCGGGGCCCUGCGAGAGUCGACAAGUGAGCGCACCCGGUCCAACCAGGCUUCAACGUGGGAAACUUUCCUCCAAGGAGAGCGCGUCGUGGUGGGGAAGGGACUGGCAGUGGCAGUGGCAUACAAAUCAACCCACAAAACACCGAGAAAGAAAGGCGACUGGGAGACAUGUUGCCGUGACCCAAAACUUUCGCAAUCAAGAGUGUGCGCCCCAAAGGACGCGCACUCUGCUGCGCCAGGUGCCCAAAACGCACUGGCGCGCCCGGCAAAGCGCAAAUUGACACGCAGUUUACCCGGAAUAUACCAGUGCUCUCAGUUAAUUCGACUGAUUAAACAGGAGGCUUCUGCGGCGCACCUCUGUAAAGCACUAUUUUACCAGAAUUUCACUGAACUCCCACCUGGUGUCCUGAAAGUGUCCAUAAUUUACCCGGUUUCGAGGGCGAGUGGUGGACAAAUAGCCUUUUUCUUGUUGAGCGGGUGGUCGACACUGAAAAGUACCUGCUUAUCUCUGACUGCUCUUGUGUCAGAAUUAAUGUUUUUGAAAGUGGGAGGACUGUGGAGGUCCAGGAGCAGCAGUGAUGAUGCGCCAGAGCCUCAUACAGCGGAACAGGACAUGAACAUGAAAAAUAUAGAACAUGGUGCCCUGCAGGUAAAUGGAGACACACCAAGUCCCACUGACCGUAGCCAUGAGGACAACUCCAAUUCAGGACAAGAGAUCACAGAGGACAGGCCUGACUGAGGGAGUCCAAGGCCGCAGCACCGAAAAUAACUCUAUUUAUUGACUUUUACGUGGCUUUCGCAAAGCAUCUGAACUUCAACCCCUUAAUAUCUAAAUCUAAACAGUGUUUUGGUUGUUUUUGGAAGAUGUUUUGAAGGCAUAAGGGGGUGACAGGCACCAUAGUAGCCUAUCACUGAAAACUUGCAACAUUUCCAGACUUUCCUUCUUUCUUGUAAAAUGAGCAAAAACUGAGGUCCUGCCAGGAAGAGGUGAAAUUUAUUUAUUAGAUUGUUUUUCCACGUCACCCCUCUGGAUGAUGAUUUUUUUUUCAUGCAACCAAAAUAUACUUGCCUCUUGUCCCUUAAGAUUGAUGUAAUUUGCAUGUACUUGUCUGCAACCUAUCCAGAAAAAAAAAUCUUACAUCGAAUUA